Messenger RNA from Rhizophagus irregularis DAOM 181602=DAOM 197198, 1263 nucleotides. RefSeq lists its product as uncharacterized. Lineage: Eukaryota; Fungi; Glomeromycota; Glomeromycetes; Glomerales; Glomeraceae. The record is from RefSeq and is a predicted model, not a curated record.
AUGACUGCAUUAUACGAUUUUAUUUGCAAUUUUCUUCGUAUUGCAUUGCCUGAACAUAUAACCGCAUUUUCAGUAAUUUAUCAGGCAAUGAACGAAGAGCCUUGGAUUGUAAAGGAAAAUUUAAGGCAAAUAUUUCAUCAAGCAAUUACAUCCGUUAUCCCUUCAUAUGCAUCAAAUUCAGAAAAAUAUCAGAAGCUUAUGAGCUUACCCUUAAAGGAAGAAGAAUUACCGGACGAGACUAUCAAAAAUAAUUUGCGAAUAUUGAAAGGGAAUCUUAAAAGAAGCAAAUCUCGAUAUGCCAAAAUUUUGCGGAAGAGUGUAGGUAAGGUUAAAUCCUCAGAUCUUUCAUGGCGUGAUCCACUUGCGAGUCAGGUUCUUAGUAGUGAGAUGGAGAUGGUUAAGCAAUUACCGGAAGAAGAAUACGAAUCUUUCAUGGAACCGGUGAAAUAUAUGCAAGCGUCUCUUCCUAACUCGAUCAAAACAACAUGUGACGAAUUUUUGAUAAACUAUGACGAUGGUUCUACGGAAAUACCACCACAAAAACUUUCGCAUGAAAAUUGGAUAGAGAAAGAAGAGGUUUUAAAAGAUAUUGCGAUUAGAAUACUUAAUACAUUGGGGGAGAUCUGGAAAAACCCAGCCUUUAGUCCUAAAUUCGCUAAAACACAGAGUGAGGGAACAUACGUGGCAGACAUUAUUGUUCCUGUUAUUCGAGCUACAUUAAAAGAUUUGCCAAUCGGAAAAUCCGCAUAUAUUAGCACGGCGGAACGUCAAAGCGUGGCUAGCAAAGACAGAAGAGGAGGGAAAGGAAAGCGCCCAGACAUUAUGUUCAUAGCGAAGCAUAUGGAUAGGAUCUAUGAGUUAGUUUUUGCUGAAUGUUCACGUAUUAUUUGUAGUAAUGUGAAAGAAGAUGAUGAUAAAGUGAAAUUGUGGCGGGAACUUAACGAUGCCUUAUAUUGGACAAAUAGAGGAUGUAAAUUGGAAGAAAAAAAUGAGUUCGGCAUUCUUGGAUUCCAGGUUGCGGGACAAAAAUUCGAUUUAUAUGUUCUUAUUCGUGAUAAAGAAAAUAUUAGCCGUCUUUUUCUUUUAAGAUCAGUUAGUAUUCCAACACAAUAUAUGGAUAACAGGAAAACUAUAUUUGAGUUUAUAGAAGCUUUAUUGUUACUACGAAGAAUCUUGAUCGUAGAUUUAUCUUUGCUAUUUAAUUCCAGAACUCAUGAAAGUGAUGAGAGUAGUUCGACAAUAUCUUCACCUCCAUAUAAUUAA